This is a messenger RNA of Schistosoma intercalatum, 315 nucleotides long. NCBI's taxonomy places the organism in Eukaryota, Metazoa, Platyhelminthes, Trematoda, Strigeidida, Schistosomatidae. The record is from the annotation of a GenBank genome assembly.
AUGAAUUAUUUACGUUUCCAGUAUACUACUACUACUACUACUACUACUACUACCACCACUACUACUACUACUACUACUACUACUACUACUACUACCACCACCACCACUACUACUACUACUACUACUACUACUACUACUACUACUACUACUACUACUACCACCACUACUACUACUACUACUACUACUACCACCACUACUACUACUACUACUACUACUACUACUACCACUACUACUACUACUACUACUACUACUACUACUACUACUACUACUACUACCACCACCACUACUACUACUACUACUACUACUAUUCAGUAA